UGACGUAUUUUUCGUACAUAUUCAAUUUAGUUAGCGUUAAGUUUGAGUUGAUAAAUCAAUUUUUAAUCAUAUUUUACGAAUAAUUUGUUUAUGGUUAAAUAACGCGUGAAAUCUUAAAUUGGUGAAAGUUGAACUGUACUAAUAUGUCUGAAUCGUCCAUAAGCUUUUCUGAACCUGUCUCCAAAGAAACUGCUAAUCAAUUGACUAUUGAAUAUUUAAAAUAUACCUUAUAUUGCCGUGGUCAAUUUCCUUUCCCCCUUGAUCAACUAAAAAAAUCGGUCGUCAGGUCUGCUCUACAGCGAGAAUCUUUGAAAAAUGACAAUCAUCUAAUUUUCUCUGAUAAUCCAAAUCUGCAGUUCAACCGUUUUGGUCUUGUUCCUAAACAAAACUUUACUAUGGACAGAAAAAAACACUUGUAUGAAGAAAACAUCAAGAAGUUUGAUGAGUUCUUUAAUGAACUGUUGGAAAUCUUGGAGAAGAAGGAUGUACUUGAAGUUGUAAUGAAUUUGGGUCCCAACAUGAUGCAUCCUAAAGAACUUCACCAUAUCACACUUCCUCUAGAUUGUGACCAUGCACAAUGUUCUGAGAAAUUUGUUCCUUUUGAUAAGUGUCGUUUACAAUUUUUUAAAUCUGUCUUGCAUGAAAAUAUCUUGCAAGACAUAAAAGUAGAUUGUCUUAUGAAAAUAAGUAUCCUUUUGCUUCUUCGAACAGAUGAUGCACUCACUCAGCAAAUGGAACAGAAAAAUUUCUAUACAAUACCCAAGAGAUGUAAGCAAGUUACAGUUCAUUUCAAUAACUCCUGCCAAGUGUCUGAUACAGAUUUUGCAAACUUCACAGGUGAUUCUGUGACGAACUGUAGUGAAAUUAGUGCACAAAACAAAGGAUUAUGGGUUAAGUUAAAACCAGAUCUAAAAGGUUUCAAAGAUCUCAUGGAUGAUAAAAAAGCCUUAUAAAAUCAGAAACUUCUGUGAUAUAUUGAGUACAACUUUUUUAUUCAGUGUCAAAUCAGACAAUUGGUAUAAUAUAUUUUUUAUAUUAUUAAUUUGUAUUUUUUUUAGGGAUGUGUAUUUCUUGUUAAC
Messenger RNA from Argiope bruennichi, 1079 nucleotides. RefSeq lists its product as uncharacterized. Bases 144 to 953 code for a protein of 269 amino acids. The transcript has 2 exons. NCBI's taxonomy places the organism in Eukaryota, Metazoa, Arthropoda, Arachnida, Araneae, Araneidae. Gene Ontology annotation, cellular component: nucleus. Gene Ontology annotation, biological process: regulation of exit from mitosis. The record is from RefSeq and is a predicted model, not a curated record.